GCAUUUUAAUUUUCGCCAAGUACCAAACCUUUUUUUCUUCUUCUUCUCUCUUUGUUUUUGUUUGCUUUGCAUGCACAUGAAUCGCUUGCUGUCUUUCACAUCGCCGAUUCAACUCGUCCCUACUCGGAACUCCUCGUUUCAUCUACUUCCGUUGCUCGAUUCUCUUUUGUAGUCUUUUCCCCCCCCUUCAAAUCCUCGUGUCUUUUGUAGUCGCUCAUAGUACAACAAAAAGUCGCCGUCGUGUCUUUUUCGUUACGAUAUUCAACGCCACCGGCGCGGAACCUCCGGGAUUAAAUUUAGAGCAUGGCGUUGAAGAGUUGCAUGAAUGAUCUGUGCGGCGCUUCCACGUCGAUUGAGUGGAAAAACGGCUGGGCUUUGCGAUCUGGCGGUUUUGCUAAUCUCUGCGAUAAGUGCGGGUCUGCAUAUGAGCAAUCAGUAUUCUGUGACAUAUUCCACUCGAACGAGUCAGGGUGGAGGGAGUGUACUUCAUGUGGCAAGAAUCUCCACUGUGGAUGUAUUGCUUCCAGGUGUUUGUUUGAGCUUCUUGAGAGCAGGGGCAUCAUCUGUACAAGCUGCGCUAAAAGAUCAGGAUUGAACCCUACAACUGAAGAUGUAAAGCCUAAUGGAUCUGGUAUAGUGAAGGGUGAUGCUGGUCAAUUUCACUCGAUAACAGCAGACAAUCAAUUAAGUGGCGUUGGCAAUGAAAACCUAAAGCUUAUACAGUUGAAGAACAAUGCAGAAAGCACUGGGCUGGGACUAUUGCUUCAGCUUCACAAUAAUGACUCAAGUAAGUCCUUGGGGCAAAUGAAACAGGAGGAAGUUUUUCCUCCUGCAAUCGACAUUGGAAGCACAUUCUUGUCAAAUACUAAUCAAACAUCGAAUGGAUCAGUUCAAGCUGUGAAACCUACCAUUUCUAAAGCUCAUAUUUCUGAGACAUCGCCACAAAAAAACUUAAGUAUUUCGUUGGGUGGUUCAUUAGGGAACCAAAAUGUCUUUCUUGGUUCAGUUGUAGAUGAAAAAGGUAAGAUGUCCUCAGUCUUGCAGCAGGCAUCAAAAUCUCUCCAUCUUCUACCCAAGCCUCCAAAGCCAGUGCUUGCAACAGGUUUGGAAGUGAAUGCAAGCAUGGUUCCCCAGAUACGCGUUGCUCGGCCUCCAGGAGAGGGACGUGGACGAAAUCAGUUGCUUCCUCGUUAUUGGCCGAGGAUUACGGAUCAAGAAUUACAGCAAAUUUCUGGAGAUCCAAAUUCCACCGUUGUUCCUCUGUUUGAAAAGGUUCUGAGUGCGAGUGAUGCUGGGCGGAUUGGACGGUUGGUUCUGCCAAAAGCAUGUGCUGAAGCUUAUUUUCCUCCCAUAUCUCAACCAGAGGGCCUUCCUCUAAGAAUUCAAGAUGUAAAGGGAAAAGAAUGGGUGUUUCAGUUCAGAUUCUGGCCUAAUAACAACAGCAGGAUGUAUGUUUUGGAGGGCGUGACUCCUUGCAUGCAGUCUAUGCAGUUGCAGGCUGGAGAUACUGUAAUAUUUAGCCGCAUGGAUCCAGAAGGGAAGCUGGUUAUGGGGUUUCGUAAAGCAACAAACAAUGCGACAGGGCAGGAAACUCUACCAUCUGCCAUUCCUAAUGGCACUCUUUCACGUGAAAGUUUCUUUUCGGGUGUUUUUGAGAAUCUGCCUAUAAUUAGUGGUUACUCUGGCCUUCUUCAGUCACUAAAGGGAAGCACUGAUCCACACUUAAGCGCACUGUCCAAACAUUUGAGUUCAACCGGUGGUGAUUUUAGCUGGAAUAAAUCUGGGAAGCAUGAGGACAUGAUAAAGGAGGGAUUAUUACUACCGUCGAUGUUAACUCCAGAGAGAAAAAGAACUCGGAAUAUCGGGUCCAAAAGCAAGAGGUUGUUGAUUGACAGUCAGGAUGCUUUGGAGCUGAAACUUACUUGGGAAGAGGCACAGGAUUUGCUCCGCCCACCACCAAGUAUCAAGCCAAGUGUUGUCACGAUCGAGGAUCACGAUUUUGAAGAAUAUGAUGAACCUCCAGUUUUUGGGAAGAAGAGCAUCUUUGCUGUCCGUUCAACCGGGGGACAAGAGCAAUGGGCUCAGUGUGAUAGUUGUUCUAAAUGGAGAAGGUUGCCCGUCGAUGUUCUUCUCCCACCCAAAUGGACAUGUGCCGACAAUAACUGGGACCAAAGCAGGUCAUCAUGUUCUGCACCAGAUGAACUCUCCCCAAGGGAGCUAGAAAAUCUUCUUAGAUUGAACAGAGAUUUCAAGAGAAGGAGAAUAGCGGCAUUCCAGAGACAAACCCCAGAGCCUGAAUCAUCAUCUGGUUUGGAUGCUUUGGCCAAUGCUGCAAUCCUUGGAGACAAUGUAGAUAAUUCAGUCACAACGUCCGUGGCUACCACAACUAAGCACCCGAGGCAUCGUCCCGGUUGCUCUUGCAUUGUAUGCAUCCAGCCACCGAGUGGGAAGGGAAAACACAAGCCAACAUGCACAUGUGUUGUGUGCAUGACGGUUAAACGUCGUUUUAAAACCCUCACGAUGCGCAAGAAGAAGCGUCAGUCGGAGCGUGAAGCGGAGAUGAUUGCUCAGAGGAAUCAGCAAGCAUGGGGUCCCAGCGAAGAAGCGGAAGUGGACAGCAGCUCCAAAUAUGUAUUGUCGUCACGCCUCGAUCCAUCCGAGAACGAAGCAAGAUCGGUUAACGAGUUAGAACCCAAGAGUCAGAGCACCAGCAAGUCGGUUGAAGCUAGCAAGGGACAGAUAGAUUUGAACUGUGAUCCUGACCGUGAGGACGAUUUGCAAUUAGGUCCGGAUGGCCCGAGCAUGACGAGUCUUGUUCAAGUGGCAACCCUUCCAUUGGAGGCAUAUCUGAAGGAGAAUGGCCUCACAAGAUUGGUGUACGAGCAGCAAGGAAACUCGGCACCGUCAAACGCUCCGCCGCAGAGCACGAGCGGGACUGGGGAGGGUGAAGCACAUGAUAAUGGCGGAUUCCCAUCGGCCAACGAAGAGCCUGAGAGUAAGGAAGAAGGAAAUGGCGAAACUGGGUCCAACGGAGUCGAUGAAAAAGACAAGGAUCCUCAAUGAGACAUUUCCUGUUUCUGUUUGUUUUGCUUGAAAUUCUUUUUAACUCCCUUUGGUUUGGUCUUCUUUUUCGAGUAUAAAAUCCAUAAGUUGCCUGACAUUCGGGGCUUCAAUCCCCAAAUAUUUAUGUAUUAAAACAAAAAUGCCAUAAAUACA
Messenger RNA from Hibiscus syriacus, 3216 nucleotides. Its product is annotated as B3 domain-containing transcription repressor VAL2-like. The record is from RefSeq and is a predicted model, not a curated record. The transcript is spliced from 13 exons. Lineage: Eukaryota; Viridiplantae; Streptophyta; Magnoliopsida; Malvales; Malvaceae. Gene Ontology annotation, molecular function: zinc ion binding; DNA binding. The coding region runs from base 304 to 3063 and encodes 919 amino acids.